AUGCUCAGUUCCCGUCCUGUUCUCCGCCAAAUUGCGGAGAAAGAGUUCAUCCCCAGACUUCGAUGUCUCUCCACAAUCGCCGGGCAGCGAAGACUGACACCAUCACGAAAACAUGUCUCCAACAGAGCUACUGCUGUACGAAACUCUUCAAGAUCAAUCUCGAAUUAUACAUUCCCUCACCAUGCAAACGCUAUCUCGGUGCUACCUACAGCCGUCGACACGGAAUCCGCCGAUUUCAAAGAAAACGCGGCACAAAUGAAUGAGUUGAUUGAGCAGAUGACGCAGCUACACGAUAAAAUCGCACAGGGCGGAUCUCAAAAGGCGCGAGAAAAACAUAUCGCGCGUGGGAAGAUGCUCCCACGAGACAGGGUUACGUCUCUGAUUGACCCUGGAUCUUCAUUCUUGGAACUGUCGCCCCUCGCUGGCCAUGAAGUAUACCCUGGCGAAGACGUCCCCGGUGGAGGAAUAAUUACCGGUAUUGGCACCGUUGAAGGCGUUACAUGCAUGAUCGUCGCCAACGACAGCACCGUCAAGGGGGGGACAUAUUACCCGAUAACAGUCAAAAAACAUCUCCGUGCACAGGCAAUCGCACAAGAGAACAAACUCCCUUGUAUCUACCUUGUUGACUCUGGCGGCGCAAAUCUACCUCACCAAGCCGAUGUCUUCCCCGAUAGAGAUCACUUCGGCCGCAUCUUCUUCAACCAGGCACGCAUGAGCUCGUUGGGAAUACCCCAAAUAUCCGUGGUGAUGGGACCAUGCACCGCCGGCGGAGCAUACGUCCCAGCCAUGAGCGACGAGACCAUCAUCGUCGAGAACCAAGGAACAAUCUUCCUCGCCGGACCACCAUUAGUUAAAGCCGCAACGGGUGAAGUCGUAUCUGCCGAAGAUCUCGGCGGAGGCAACCUACACAGCACCAUCUCAGGCGUUACAGACUAUCUUGCCGUCGACGAUGCGCACGCUUUGGUGCUCGCUCGCCGCUCAAUCAGCAACCUCAACUAUCCCAAAUCUAGUUCCCCUCUUACCGGCCUGUCCGAGGGAACAGAUAUAAAAGAACCUCUCUACAACCCCGAAGAUCUCAACGGUAUCGUCGGCACAAACCUCCGCCGACAAAUCCCCGUCCACGAAGUCAUAGCCCGUAUCGUCGACGGCAGCGAAUUCGCCGAAUUCAAACGUGAUUACGGGAGUACCCUCGUCACGGGGUUUGCGCGCAUAUACGGGACUCAAGUGGGCAUUGUAGCUAAUAACGGCAUCUUAUUCUCCGAAUCUUCUCUCAAGGGAGCUCAUUUUAUUGAGCUAUGUGCUCAACGGAAGAUACCGCUUGUAUUUUUACAGAAUAUUUCGGGAUUUAUGGUGGGCGCUGAUGCGGAAAAGGGUGGUAUCGCCAAGAAUGGCGCAAAACUUGUUACUGCUGUUGCGUGCGCGGAUGUUCCUAAAUUCACGGUUGUGUUUGGUUCGAGUGCUGGUGCUGGUAACUACGGCAUGUGCGGUCGUGCCUACUCCCCUCGACUAAUGUUCAUGUGGCCGAACUCGAAAAUCGGCGUGAUGGGCUCCGAACAACUCUCCGCCGUGAUGGAAGCAGUUGGUCGCACGGCCGAUCCAGAACUCAAAUCCAGAAUCGACAGAGAAUCAACGGCGAUUUUCUCUUCGGCUCGGUUGUGGGAUGAUGGUGUUAUACCCCCUGCGCAGACGAGGAGGUAUCUCGGUAUGGGGUUGAUGGCUGCCAUAGGGGGAAAGAAUGAUGUUGGUAAGACAGACACGAGGUUUGGUGUUUUUAGGAUGUAAUCCUUUCUUCUUCCUUCUGUCGGGUAAAUGGAUAUAUAGUGCAAAUGAAAUGAACGGUCUGUUAUAAGACCAGUGUCUAUAAUUC
This is a messenger RNA of Talaromyces stipitatus ATCC 10500, 1867 nucleotides long. Its product is annotated as 3-methylcrotonyl-CoA carboxylase, beta subunit (MccB), putative. Gene Ontology annotation, biological process: L-leucine catabolic process. Gene Ontology annotation, cellular component: methylcrotonoyl-CoA carboxylase complex; mitochondrion. Bases 1 to 1782 code for a protein of 593 amino acids. The record is from RefSeq and is a predicted model, not a curated record. The transcript is spliced from 2 exons. Gene Ontology annotation, molecular function: methylcrotonoyl-CoA carboxylase activity. Lineage: Eukaryota; Fungi; Ascomycota; Eurotiomycetes; Eurotiales; Trichocomaceae.